Messenger RNA from Cryptosporidium muris RN66, 807 nucleotides. RefSeq lists its product as uncharacterized. Lineage: Eukaryota; Apicomplexa; Conoidasida; Eucoccidiorida; Cryptosporidiidae. The coding region runs from base 1 to 807 and encodes 268 amino acids. The record is from RefSeq and is a predicted model, not a curated record. The transcript has a single exon.
AUGAGUGCUACUAUUAAUAAAGAAAAUUUUUUAAUUCUAUCUGAGAAACACAAAUAUUAUAAUGAAUAUGCUGGAAUAGGCACACCUGAUAUUAGCACAAGCCCAGGGACACCUUCACCAGAUUCACUAGAAGUUAGUACUAUGUCAUCUCUCUGGACAUAUAAAACUAAGCUGGAUAGAAUCGAAAAUACUAUUGAUUAUAUUAAGCGUGAAUACCUUUCUGAGAUAUCUAGUUUGCAAGAUAGGUAUAAUUUAGCCACUCUUGAUACAAUGGAAACAAAUAUAAAGGAGCUACGAAAAAAGUAUAAUUUAAUUUUUUCAAAGUAUGAGGAACACCAAAUAAAUAAGAUCAUCCAGAUAACUAAAAAAUCGCAAGUAUCUCUCAUAAAUAUACAGAAUUUAGUUGAUAAAAUAACACGACGUAAUCAGGAAACUGAAAUUGAGCAGAACUUUAGAUGUACCACUGAAUUGAGUAAACUUGAGUUGGAGAUUGAACUAGAAACUUUAAAAUUAAGGUUGGAUAGAGAUAUCAAAUUUAAUAUAUAUCUUACAGUUUGUAAUGACAAAUUGAGAGAAAAAUAUAAGGAGUUAUCAAAAAUAUAUGAUACACUUGAAAUGUAUCAUGAAAGUAAAAGUAAUUAUUUGAGAAAAGAAAGUAAUGAGACAUAUAGAACCGGAGAUAGUUUAUUAAAUAGAGAUUUAUCAGAUAAUCAGAACAUAAUAGAUUUAUUGGUUUUUGAAAAUGAGCUGCAAGCUGAAAUACUGGGAUAUUUUAAAAACCUAAAAUUAGUAUUUUCCGAAAGUUGA